AUGGCAGGCGCCAAUGACGACGGCGGCGAUGAAAUGAUAUUCCCCGCUUCGCAGGCGAGCUCGCAUUUCCCCCUUGAACCAGUCUCCGCAGCCGUCCUCUGCAGUCGGGAGACGAAGCGCAGAGAUGCAGCGGUGGCGAGGGGUCGAGUGCAGGUCGGGAGCCGGGAGGUCGAUGAGGAGGUCCUCUGUGGCGGGUUCGAGAGGGGGAGUGUUGUUGGGCUUAGUUCUGAGAGUGAGCAGAUGGGGAUCCUGAUUUCGAUGCAGGCCCUGGCCAAGACACUCUGCGGAAAGGAGCUCGAGAAUGAUGAGAGGGGCAAGGAGGCGAGGGUGAUGGUUGUCACGACGCAGCCUCCUGCGGCCAUCCUCCCGCCGCUGAGGGAUGCCAUUCGAACGGAGCUCGUGGUCCGCGGCGCCGCUGAGGCGGAUGUGGCGACGAGGUUGAGGCGGUGUUUGGGGAGGGUCUCUGUCUCGAGGGUGUUUGAUUUCGAGGGCUUGUGGGAGGCUCUUGGCGACUUGGACAUUCUGCCUGAGAGUCCUGAGCCACGCGUGGUCUCCUCCCCGGGGGUUCGCGCACCAUCUAGGGAGCGGUCGAAGGAUGAUGAUAAGCAUGAUACGGGAGACGAUAAGAGGAAUGAAGGGGUUGCGGAAGGCUCGGCCGGUGUGGAAGCGCCUGCUGAGGAUGCGGCGAAUUCGUCGAGGGGACAAGAGCAUGCUGUGCCUGAGCCAGAAGUAUCUCAACAGCCCGAGAGGAUUGUGUUGCCGGAACUCAAGCCACGGCCUCAGCCGAUUAAAUCUACGAGAACAGAGAUCGCGGAUAGUGACGAGGAUGACGAUGAGGACGCUAUCUCGCUGCCAUCUUCGUCGUCUUCUUCGCUGUCACCGCCGCCCUCGACAAUUCGGUCCCCGACGCCGUUUAUAACUGCAGAUUCUCCCGAGAGAGGAGCGGAUGAAGAGGAAGUUACUGAAGGCGCACAGGGGGACGACCUGAAUAAUAAUGUUGAAGGAACGCCAGAACAAGUCACAAAAGAGCUUCACGAGGAGGAGACUGAGAGUAGACCACCGCCGCCAGAGAAGGAGAUUCCCGAGGCCACCCCAGCCGUAGCAGCACCCGAGAGCAGAUCCCCAGAAGACGACGAUUCGAAAGGUCCAACCUUGCCGGAUAUCAUCCUCAUCACCCACUUCCACAGCCUCAUGACGGCCCUCUUCACCCGCCGCGACCGUCAGUCCGCGCAUGACUCGCUCCAACGCCUCUCCUCCCACCUGCGGUAUCUAUCCAGAAACCUGGAGACUAGCCCCUUGAUCAUGCUCCUCAACAGCACGAGCUCUUCAAAAGAGUCGACGAUGUCCAAGCCCGCGAUUGCCCAGGGAGGUCAGCCGCCGCCACCACCGAAUGGAGGAGAACAUGGCACUGGCAGUGGUGGUAAGGCGGUCGACCCGACGCUCCGAUCCAUCUUUAACCCACCUGCGCUGAAUAUCACGGGUUACGGCUACGGCGGGAACCAGGCGGCGUCGAGGCGGAAUAAACCCACCUUUGGGCUUGUGUUUUCGCAGCUUCUCGAUUUGCACCUGCUGUGUACAAAAAUACCUAGGGAUAAGGAAGAUGCUGAGAGAUUGUAUACUGCUCCGCCUGGGGGUGGCGGUGGAGGGGAAGAUGAUGGCACAGGGGGUGUGAGAUUUGUGUGGGCUUUGGAGGUCCUUCUUGACGAGAUUGGUGUUUGGGAGCACGGGACGGAAGCGGGAGUGGGAGGAAGAAGAAGGGCCUCGAGAAAGAGCAGAGAGCAGCGAUGGGGUGCUGUUGAUGUCAGGAGCGGGCGGGUUGUCGAUGCCUUUGAGGCGGUGGAACGGAAGAAGGCUGGGGAGAUUCGGGUUGUUGGCGGGUUUGGGGGCCCGCGAGUGUGA
Colletotrichum lupini is the source of this 1899-nucleotide messenger RNA. RefSeq lists its product as uncharacterized. The transcript is spliced from 2 exons. The coding region runs from base 1 to 1899 and encodes 632 amino acids. The record is from RefSeq and is a predicted model, not a curated record. Lineage: Eukaryota; Fungi; Ascomycota; Sordariomycetes; Glomerellales; Glomerellaceae.